Molecule: messenger RNA, 1206 nt
Organism: Armigeres subalbatus
Lineage: Eukaryota; Metazoa; Arthropoda; Insecta; Diptera; Culicidae
Exons: 2
Coding region: 1-1206 (401 amino acids)
Molecular function (GO): zinc ion binding; nucleic acid binding
Source: RefSeq, a predicted model, not a curated record
AUGGUUAUCCGUCGGGCCUAUGAUAAAUCUAAUUCGUCGCAGCCAUCCCUAACCUCAACGAUGAACGACGCAGACCGUGACCAAGCAAAACGACGAAAGUACUCGAAUGGUAACCUGCCACCUUCCGCUAGCAGCUCUAGCCAGCUGACACAACCGAUGGUCGAGACGCACAAUGUGUAUGAAUCCCUAGCCUGCAUGGACGAGGACAGCGCCGGACCGAACAACGCACACACGCAGCAGAAAACAGUAUCUAACAGAGCAAAGGGAAACAGACUACCUCCGAUUUCUAUUAUCAACAAAGGUACCAAACACAUUCGGGAAUUAUUCAACUUGGCGAAUAUUCCACAAAGCAGCUACCACAUGAAAGCGGUAAAGUCUGGCACCCAGCUUACGGUGAAUGCAGAAAACAGUUUCGAUGAUGUCAUAAAAACUUUGAAAGAUUCUAACACGGAAUUUUUUCAGCUGAAAGCAGAGCUUAAUUCGUUUGACAUUCAACCGCUGGAAUUGAAGAUCUUCUCACAGAAGAAGCACGGCCCCGAAGAUAGUGUUCUGUAUCUACUUUACUUCGAAAAAAACACCGUAAAGUUACCUGAGCUGCAACGAGUCAAGGCCCUUUUCAACGUGAUAGUGAAAUGGAGAUAUUUUGUUAGGCGGCCUAAUGACGUGGUGCAGUGCCAUCGCUGCCAAAAAUUUGGGCAUGGGCUGAGAAAUUGUAAUGUCGCCCCACUGUGUGUUAAAUGUGGAGAAAAACACUUCACAAAAGAUUGCAGCCUCCCGAACAAGGCCACUUUGAAGGAAGGUAACGACCGGGAUCGUGUCCGCUGUGCAAACUGUAGUGGCAACCACACGGCUAAUUUCCAUGGAUGCCCAAGUCGCAAAGACUAUAUUAAACAGCUGGAUUUCCAUCGUCAACGAGUGGCUAAAAAGUCGAACAGGUACUCUGGUCCGAUACGUGUAUCUACCGGUGCCACAUCGAAUACUACCCAGGGCAGCAACCGAGUAAACACCGGACGUGCCACCUACGCACAAGUUCUGGAAGGCCCUAGGCCACAGAUCAGUGGACAGUCAACUUCCCAGCUGUUCACCAUUUCUGAAUUUCUAUGCUUGGCGGAAGAAAUGUUCCAGCGUCUGCAAAGUUGCAACAGCAAACAACAGCAAUUUCUAGCUCUCCACGAGCUGGCAAUCAAAUUUGUGUAUAAUGCCUAA